GCAAAUUCGCAAUAUCUUUCAUCCAUCUCUCUCUCCACACAACACUCAACAAAAAGCCUAAUUUAGGACACUAUAAACCGAUUCCUUCCACUCCAGAUCUCUGGAUUUCUUCACCCAAAAUGUUUCUCUUGGACUGGUUUUACGGCGUCUUGGCAUCUCUCGGCCUGUGGCAGAAGGAAGCUAAGAUUUUGUUCCUUGGCCUCGAUAAUGCCGGCAAGACUACGCUCCUUCACAUGCUCAAGGAUGAGAGAUUAGUACAACAUCAGCCCACGCAGUAUCCCACCUCCGAAGAGCUGAGUAUUGGCAAAAUUAAGUUCAAGGCUUUUGAUUUGGGAGGUCAUCAGAUCGCCCGUCGAGUUUGGAAGGAUUAUUACGCCAAGGUUGAUGCUGUAGUUUACCUGGUAGAUGCAUAUGACAAGGAGCGGUUUGCAGAAUCCAAGAAGGAACUUGAUGCUCUCCUUUCUGAUGAGGCCCUUGCAAAUGUCCCAUUUCUUAUUUUGGGAAACAAGAUCGACAUACCAUAUGCUGCCUCAGAAGAUGAGUUGCGUUUUCACCUUGGCCUGACUGGUGUAACUACUGGUAAAGGGAAGGUUAAUCUAGCAGAUUCAAAUGUGCGGCCUUUGGAGGUGUUCAUGUGCAGCAUUGUGCGCAAGAUGGGCUAUGGUGAUGGAUUCAAAUGGGUCUCUCAGUAUAUAAAGUAAGGGUAUCAUUUAGCAUAAUGUCUAGUAGGUAUCAGCAACGCUUCUUUCUUGAAGAAGAGGGGAAGAAAUGCCCCUCUACCAAAACAAAGAUGGAAUGGAAAGGGAGAAAAUUCAUUUCUUUCAGGUUGAUUCAGUUUGCUAGUUGUUGAAACUUGUAUGCUUUGUGCCUUGAAUUUGCUAGGCAAGGUGAAAUUCGACUGCACCUGCUCUGUACAAUUUUUAUAUCAAAUUUGGUGGUCUACGAGGUUUUUAUAUCCCAGAGUAAGUUGCCUGUUCUACUGUGAACUUGGGUAGCUCUAGAAAAUUGGAUAUAUUCUCUUUGUUGUAACUUCUGUAGAAAAUACUGUUGUUUUUCUUCAA
Sesamum indicum (sesame) is the source of this 1061-nucleotide messenger RNA. Its product is annotated as small COPII coat GTPase SAR1A. Gene Ontology annotation, biological process: intracellular protein transport. Gene Ontology annotation, molecular function: GTP binding; GTPase activity. NCBI's taxonomy places the organism in Eukaryota, Viridiplantae, Streptophyta, Magnoliopsida, Lamiales, Pedaliaceae. The record is from RefSeq and is a predicted model, not a curated record.